Molecule: messenger RNA, 4054 nt
Organism: Periophthalmus magnuspinnatus
Lineage: Eukaryota; Metazoa; Chordata; Actinopteri; Gobiiformes; Gobiidae
Product: NACHT, LRR and PYD domains-containing protein 3-like
Exons: 13
Coding region: 126-3557 (1143 amino acids)
Molecular function (GO): protein binding
Source: RefSeq, a predicted model, not a curated record
GUUUUUGAAUCGGGAAGCUUCACUUUUCUACGCCCAUUUUACUCGGCACAAGCUUCGGCGCUCGGGUUCAUUUUUCCCAUCACUACUUAAGAUGUGACUCACUUCCUUCUCUGUGAAAUGACAACAUGUCCAGUUCAUAUAAAAACAAGGAAGGUCUUUCAAAUCCUGAAGGACCGGAAUUUACGGCUACUUCUGAGGAUUCCUUAAAAACAGAUGAAGGGGAGUUGGAGCUCUGCGUUUGUUUAAACUCUGAGGCAGAAGGUUCUUAUCCAUCGUGUGUUUCUUUAAAAAGUGACUUCUCGAAGGAUGUGCCUAUGAAUUUCAAAGGGCAGGACAAUCCAGAGAUGGCGGCUGACAUCUUGGACUGUUCCUGUCUUUCUUUAAAGAGUAAUUUCUCAAAAGAUGUUCCCAUGAAUUUCAAACAACAGGAUUUCAAUGAAGAUGAACAGAUGCCACGUGUUUCCAGGACUGACUUCUUUCCAGAAAUGGACCCUGUAUUUGAAGCGCUUCAAAUGUCCCUUCUUAAAUUUGUGAGCUCAGAGCUGAGGAGGUUGUGGGAGAGUGUAAACUCUAUGGCGUGUUUUAUGAAAGCUGAUGAAGUGGAGCCAGAUGAGUGGAAAAGGCCCAAAGAGGCUGUUCUGGACAUAACUCUGCAUCUCCUCAGGCAAAUGAAGCAGGACGCACUGGCAGAGUCUCUCAAGAACAAAUUUCUUGCACCCAUCUGCCAGUGCCACCUAAAGACCAGAUUCAAGUCCAAGUUCCAGAUGGUGUUUGAAGGAAUACAUCCAGCGGGUAAAGCCUCUCAUCUGGAUGAAAUCUACACAGAGAUGUACCUCACAGAAGGAGGAGCCUCUCAAAUAAAUGAGGAACAUGAAGUGACACAAAUCCAAAUGAGACGACCCAGAGCCAUGAGGACCAUCAGCUGUUCAGACCUCUUCGUCUCUGCUCCAGAGGGACAGAGGAGCAGAGUGGUGUUGACCAAGGGCGUGGCCGGUGUGGGGAAGACUCUUCUGAUUCAGAGGUUCAGUUUGGACUGGGCUGAGGGCAGAACCCACCAGGAUCUACACUUCAUCUUUCCCUUCACCUUCAGAGAGCUGAACCAGCUGAGAGAGGAGAGCCUCAGCCUGUAUGGACUCAUGGGACAUUUCUUCAGUGAAAUGAACCGCAGCAUUUGUAGGUUUGAAGAGUUUCGCUGUCUGUUCAUUUUGGAUGGGUUAGAUGAGAGCCGUCUGCAGCUGGACUUCUCCAAAGCUCCGUCCAUCUCAGAUGUGAGAGAGAAAACCUCCAUUGAAACUCUCCUGGUCAACCUGAUCAGAGGCACGCUGCUUCCUUCUGCCCAAAUAUGGAUCACCACACGCCCUGCAGCGGCUAAUCAGAUCCCAGCAGACUUUGGCAUCAUGAUGACCGAGGUCACAGGGUUCACAGAUGCACAGAAAGAGAUUUACUUCAAGAAAAAAUUCAGAGAUGAAGAUGAAUCUAAGGUCCUGUCUAACGUGAAAGCCUCACGCAGCAUCUACAGCCUCUGCUACAUCCCACUCUUCUGCUGGAUCACUGCCAAGGUCAUGGACCACAUCCUCCAAAGUGGAGACAGACAGCUGCCCCAGACCCUGACAGAGCUGUACAUUCACUUCCUGGUUAUCCAGGCCAAAAUCUCUAAUGUAAAAUACAAAGGACAAUCUGACAUAGACUUUGUCUGGACCCCAGAAGGAAAGAAAAAUCUGAUGGUUUUAUCCAAACUGGCCUUUGAGCAGCUGCAGAAGGGAAACCUGAUCUUCUAUGAGUGUGACCUGAGCGAGUGUGGCAUCGAGGUUACAGAGGCAUCAGUGCAUUCAGGAGUUUUCACUCAGAUGUUUAAAGAGGAGACUGGCCUGUACUACCACAAGGUCUUCUCCUUCGUCCACCUGAGCGUCCAGGAGUUUCUGGCAGCCCUUUAUAUUCACAUCAAAUUUAUGGAUUCUGGAGUCAAUCUGCUCUCAGAUAAACAGUCUUUUUGGUCCAAAAUAUUUUAUAGCAAAACUUCCCUCGUAAAGUUUUAUAGAGCAGCAGUGGACACAGCUUUGGAGAGUCCAAAUGGACAUUUGGACCUGUUUCUGAGAUUCCUUCUAGGUUUGUCUCUGGAAUGUAAUCAGAGACUCCUCAAAGGGUUGGUGAAACCAAUAGGAAGUCCACAGAUAAACCAGGAAACAGCCCAAUAUCUGAGAAUUCAGUUAGACUCUGGUCUGUCAGUGGAGAAGAACCUAACUCUGCUGCAGUGUCUGAUCGAGCUGAAGGACACAGGUCUCUGUGAAGAGGUCCAGGCCUGGCUCAGCUCUGAAAAUAUUCCAUCAGACCUGUCUCCUGCCCAGUGGAGCGCAUUGACCUCCAUCUUACUGUCCACAGAAGAACCAGAGUUUGACCUGAGCAAAUACCAACCAUCAGAGACUGCUCUGCUCAACCUAAUGCCCGUCGUCAAUCUGUCCUCCAAAGCUCUGUUGUGUGGUUGUGGUGUGUCAGACAGAGGCUGUCAGGCUCUGGCCUUUGUGCUCAGCUCUCCCUGCAGUCUGAGAGAGCUGGACCUUAGCUGUAAUCCUCUGCAGGAUUCUGGGGCCCUCCGGCUGUGUGAGGGGUUGAAGAAGCCAGACUGUGCUCUGCAAACACUCAGGCUGAGCAUCUGUGGUCUCUCCGCUCUGUCCUGUGAGACUCUGGUCUACGUCCUGGACUCAGACAGAAGCAGUCUGACGGAGCUGGACCUAAGCAACAAUGACCUCCAGGACUCAGGAGUCAAGACUCUGAGCAGAGCCCUGAAGAGCCCCCACUGUAAACUGGAGAUACUCAGACUGUCUGGUUGUCAGGUCUCAAAAAGCGGCUGUGCAUCUCUGGUCUCGGCCCUGAGCUCAGGAGGCUCAUGUUUAAAGGAACUGGACCUCAGCUACAACUGUAUAGAAGGAACUGAGGCAAAGCAGCUGACCGCUCUGUUUGACCAUCCACAGAAGAAACUCAGCUUAGACCAUGGAGGAGAGGAGAGAUUACAAAAUGGUUUUAGCAAAUAUGCAUGUCAUCUCACAUUUGACCAAAAUACAGCAAACAAAAGGAUCAAAUUCUCCUAUAACGAUCGAAGGAUUUCCCUGGAGAAGGAGAAGCAGUCGUAUCCCGAUCACUCCGAGCGGUUUGAUUAUUGGAAGCAGGUGCUGUGUGCAGAGGGCCUGAGGGGGCGGAGCUACUGGGAGGUGGAGUGGAGCGGAGAUGUGUACAUCGCAGUGACGUACAAAAGCAUCAGACGCAGAGGGGCUGGAGAGGAGAGCUGUUUGGGGAAGAACGCACUGUCCUGGAGCCUUGGUUGCAAUAAAGAGAAGUUCUCUGUGCUUCAUGCAAACAAGAGAAGGUCUUUAAAAAAGUCUGUGCAUCGAGUGGGCGUGUACUUGGACUGGGAGGGAGGAGUCUUGUCUUUUUAUGGUGUUUCCUCUGGUCAAAGGACUCACCUGCAGACCUUUAAAACCAGGUUCACUGAAGAGGUCUACCCAGCGUUCAGAAUCAAGACCCAACCAUCAGACUCCUUUGUCAGGCUGUGUCCGGUGUGAUGUGGAAUCAUUGUCAUUUUAUGGACCUGAUUUUUACUGUCUUAAAAACAUGAAAAUAGAACUAGUUGCUUAUACAAUAUAUCUGUACAGGGGAAAGACUUUUACUGAAACACAUGGGGGCUUUAAACCUUUAGACCAGAGGUCCAUCUAAGUUACUGAGAAGAAAAAGGUGAUGAAUAUUGUGACAAUAGUGUCCAAUUCACUGUGUAGGUCAACCAAAGUCAUUUUGUGCAGCUUAAAGUUUGUAAUGUGUAUGUUGUUUAGAUGAUCUAUCUGUAAUUUGCUCAUUUGAGCGUCAUGACUCUGCUAAUACAUUGUGACAUGUGCCUGAACCUGAAAAUACAAAUAAAAUGUAUCCCCGAGGGGCAAUUAAAAGACACUGAGAGAAGCAGAGUUACCUGAGUGUGAUGAUGAUGAUGAUGAUGAUUGUACUUUAAUGCAGUAAUAAUGAUGAGUAAUAAACUUCACAGCUGGAGCAGUCAGUCUCUGUGUUGUGU